AUGGCGACGGACGGCAAGCUCGACACGAAGGAUACCGUCAAACCCCCAGAGUCCCCCUCCCUGCAUGGGGUCACCCACCAUGCGGAGGCGGUCUUUGGCAAGGACACCUACGGCCCUCCGGGCAUCCGGGGUCUGUUCCACAACCCUUUUGUCUUUCUCUGUGCGGCGUGUGCCACUCUGGGUGGUAUGCUCUUCGGCUAUGACCAGGGUGUCGUCUCCGUCAUCCUCGUCAUGCCGCAGUUUCUGGAGAAGUUCCCCCGCGUGUCCGAAACUGCGGCCGGCGCCGGGUUCUGGAAGGGUCUCAUGACCGCAAUGAUCGAGCUGGGAGCCUUGUUGGGAGCUCUGAACCAGGGCUGGAUCGCCGAUAAGAUCUCCCGUCGCUACUCGAUCGUCGUGGCCGUGGUGGUCUUCACCAUCGGCUCCACCCUGCAGACGGCCGCUGUGGACUAUGCGAUGUUGACGGUGGCCCGGUUGAUCGGUGGCAUGGGCAUUGGCAUGCUCAGUAUGGUCGCUCCUCUGUACAUCAGCGAAGUCAGCCCGCCUGAGGUGCGUGGAACGCUGCUGGUGAUGGAGGAGUUCUGUAUCGUGCUGGGCAUCAUCAUUGCCUACUGGAUCACGUACGGAACUCGCUUUAUGGCCGGCGAGUGGUCGUGGCGACUGCCCUUCCUGCUCCAGAUGAUCCCUGGCUUCGUCCUGAUUGCAGGCGUCACGGUGCUGCCAUUCUCCCCCCGAUGGCUCACCUUCAAGGGCCGCAAGGAGGAAGCUCUGGAGAGCCUGACGAGACUGCGCCGACUGCCAGCGACCGACAAGCGAGUCCGUCAGGAGUUUCUGGAUAUCCAGGCUGAGGUGCGCUUCCACAAGGAAAUCCGAGCGGAGAGACACCCGAACCUGCAGGAUGGGAGCAGGAAGAGCGAGAUUCUUCUGGAGAUUGUGUCCUGGACCGACUGCUUCAAGCGCGGUUGCUGGCGCAGGACUCACAUCGGCAUUAUGAUCAUGUUCUUCCAGCAGUUCGUCGGUAUCAAUGCGCUCAUCUACUACUCCCCGACGCUGUUUGAGACCAUGGGUCUCGACUACGACAUGCAGCUGGUCAUGUCCGGCAUUCUGAACGUCACCCAGCUCGUCGGUGUCGCAAGCAGCAUCUGGACGAUGGACAAGGUCGGACGCCGUCCGCUGCUGCUCAUCGGAUCGGUUCUGAUGUGCAUUUCCCACAUCAUCAUUGCCGUCCUGGUCGGGCUCUUUGACAAGGACUGGCCUGCGCACCGCGCCCAGGGCUGGACGAGUGUGGCGUUCCUGUUCUUCUACAUGCUCAGCUUUGGAGCUUCCUGGGGUCCUGUGCCUUGGGCGAUGCCAUCAGAGAUUUUCCCGUCCUCGCUGCGCGCCAAAGGUGUGGCCCUGUCGACCUGCUCGAACUGGCUCAACAACUUCAUCAUUGGUCUCAUCACUCCUCCGCUGGUGCAGAAUACCGGUUUCGGCGCUUACACGUUCUUCGCAGUCUUCUGUCUGCUGUCCGGAAUCUGGACGUACUGGUUCGUCCCCGAGACCAAGGGGCGGACGCUGGAGCAGAUGGACCACCUGUUCAGGGACAACACGAGCGAGUUCGAGGAGCAGCGCAGAAAGGCCAUCGAGGCCGAGCUGCUGCAACAAGAGGCUCAAGCCGCUGCGCAGGUUUGA
This is a messenger RNA of Rasamsonia emersonii CBS 393.64, 1671 nucleotides long. RefSeq names its product MFS monosaccharide transporter. Gene Ontology annotation, cellular component: membrane. Gene Ontology annotation, molecular function: carbohydrate:proton symporter activity. NCBI's taxonomy places the organism in Eukaryota, Fungi, Ascomycota, Eurotiomycetes, Eurotiales, Trichocomaceae. The record is from RefSeq and is a predicted model, not a curated record. Gene Ontology annotation, biological process: transmembrane transport; carbohydrate transport. The transcript has 4 exons. The coding region runs from base 1 to 1671 and encodes 556 amino acids.